Molecule: messenger RNA, 1448 nt
Organism: Eucalyptus grandis
Lineage: Eukaryota; Viridiplantae; Streptophyta; Magnoliopsida; Myrtales; Myrtaceae
Product: GDP-L-galactose phosphorylase 1-like
Exons: 4
Coding region: 444-1448 (334 amino acids)
Biological process (GO): glucose metabolic process
Cellular component (GO): cytoplasm
Molecular function (GO): GDP-D-glucose phosphorylase activity
Source: RefSeq, a predicted model, not a curated record
CCUCUGUACUCGUUCAAGGUAGCCGGAGAAGAUUGCGCUGAAGAAUCCAUCUUUUAUCAAAAACCACCUGAGACUUCUUUCCUGCUCAAUCUCUUACUUGGACAGUGGGAGAAUCGGAUGAAUCGAGGUCUAUUUCGCUACGAUGUAACUACAUGCAAGACAAAGGUUAUUCCUGGCGGCUAUAGUUUCAUUGUGCAGCUGAACGAGGGGCGCCACCUCAAAAAACGCCCGACUGAGUUCCGAGUAGAUCAAGUUCUCCAGGAUUUCGAUGAGAAGAAGUUCAAUUUCACCAAAGUGGGCCAAGAGGAAGUGCUUUUUAUGUUUGAACAAAGUGAUGACUGCUACAGUCACUUCUUCCCCAGUGCACCCGCCAUUUUCAAGCCUACUUCUCCUAAUGUUGUAGCUAUCAACGUAAGUCCGUUGCUUCCUUAACACUAAACGUUAUGCAUGGCUUCAUUGAUGUCCACUGGCUGCUGAUGAAUAAGGUGGUUAAACUUCUGCAAGUCAGCCCCAUUGAGUAUGGGCACGUUCUCCUUAUAGCCCGUGUUCUCGACUGCUUGCCUCAGAGGAUUGACCACAUGAGCUUCUUUCUGGCUCUGUCUUUGGCCAAAGAAGCAGCAGAUCGUUUCUCCAGAAUGGGUUACAACAGUCUAGGAACAUUCGCCACCAUUAACCAUCUUCACUUUCAGGCGUAUUAUUUGGCUUCUCCAUUCCCGGUCGAAAAGGUUCCUACUCUGAGAGUAAUGACUUCCACGAGCAUGCAGAGAUAUGGAGUAGUUGUUUCGCAACUCUUGAAAUUCCCAGUCCGUUCACUUGUGUUUGAGGGUGGAGAUACUUUAUGGGAUCUGUCCAGUGCAGUUGCUAAUUCCUGCAUACUCCUUCAGCACAACAACAUCCGCUUCAAUAUACUGAUCGCCGAUUGCGGCAAAAGAGUGUUUCUAUUUCCACAGUGUUAUGCAGAGAAGCAAGCUCGGGGAGAAGUGAGCCAAGAACUUUUGGAAACUCAAGUAAAUCCUGCCGUCUGGGAGAUUGGCGGACACAUAGUGCUGAAGAGACGCGAGGACUUUGAAAAAGCUUCGAGGAUUGUUGCGCAGCAAAGUGGGGUCGGGCUGCUGGCGUUGGCGGCGGCGUUCGGCGGGGCAGCAGACCGGCGGUGCGUGCUCCUGUGGCGUCGGGCAUCAACAAAAGACGAAACUGAAGGGGCGUCGCAGGCUUCGAGUUGCAGGAGUCUCAGAGCAGAUCUGCUGGGCACCGGAGUAGGACCUGCUGUCGUCGGAGGCCAUGAGCAGCGAGCGAGGAAGGCUGGUGUUGCAGGGGCUAUAGCGGCGAAGGAGCAGGGAUGUCGCGGCUUCAAAGCUCGGAGGCACUCAAGCUUGGCCGCAACAUGCAGGGUGACGAUGGCAGGGCGGUGUUCGUGGGUGAAUAAGCGAGACAAGGCACGGUGGUGA